UUGCUUUUUCCCAGGGAAUGCCUGAAGAGCAGCACCGAGCAUCUCACCAGCCCGCCGCCGAGGGCGAUGCCAACAUCUCUGCCUCCGGCUGUCCCGAGCGCUGGGUCGAGCCCACGUUCACGCCAGCUGCCAGGGCCCGCGUCAUCGUCACCGCCGUCCUCUUCCUGCUAGCGGCAUGCAGCAACGCCGCGGUGCUCUGCAGCCUCGUGAGGAAGAGGAGGAAGUCCCACGUGCGGCCGCUGAUCCUCAGCCUGGCGCUGGCGGACCUGCUGGUGACGGUGGCGGUGAUGCCGCUGGACGCCGUGUGGAACGUCACGGUCCAGUGGUACGCCGGCGACCUCUCCUGCAAGCUGCUCAACUUCCUCAAGCUCUUCGCCAUGUACGCGGCCGCCUUGGUGCUGGUGGUCAUCAGCCUGGACCGCCACGCCGCCGUCCUCCGCCCCUUCGCCUUCGCCAGCGCCCGCCGGCGCAACAAGCUCCUGCUCUGCGUCGCCUGGGCCACCAGCCUUCUGCUGGCUUCACCCCAGCUCUUCCUUUUCCACCUGCACACCAUCCCGGGAGUGAAUUUCACCCAGUGUGUUACUCACGGCAGUUUCCAAGAGCACUGGGAAGAAACCGUCUACAACAUGUUCACCUUCACCACCCUCUACAUCACCCCGCUGAGCGUCAUGAUUAUUUGCUACAUCCGAAUCAUAUGGGAAAUCAGUAAGCAGCUAAAGAUCAACAAAGGUCUGAUAAGAAAUAAAAAUGACCACAUCUCCAAGGCACGCAUGAAGACUCUCAAGAUGACCAUAGUGAUCGUUGCUACCUUCAUCAUCUGCUGGACUCCGUAUUACCUCUUGGGCUUGUGGUACUGGUUCCAGCCAGACAUGAUCCAAAGGAUGCCUGAGUAUAUCAACCACAGCUUCUUCCUCUUUGGCUUGCUGCACACGUGCACCGACCCUGUCAUUUAUGGACUGUACACCCCGUCCUUCCGGGAGGACAUGCAGUUGUGCGUCAGAGGCAUUGAAACGGCAUUUACCAGGCAGGAGAGACACAAACCUGUCCCGGGCUCAGAGAAGAACGUCAAAGAUGAUGCUGUGAAUGGUGGGGUGGCAUCGGGGGGCUCCAACGGGACAACUGUGCACACAGUGUGCUGAAGAGACCUAUCUGAAAGGAGUCCAGAGACCCAGGUUCAGGGGCUGCUUCAUCCCCCAGCCUCAUUUUGGAGACUGUCACAAGGAGGUUUUCCACCUCACUUCGGUCAGUGUGAGUCUCUAGCCAAAACCUGUAACAGGGAAUGUUUCUGUGACCUGUGCUCAGGGUGAAAAACAUUGAUUUUGGAGGUAAUUAUGGUUAUUCCUCAAAAUACUGGGAGCCCUGGGACAACUAGGAAACUGGCCUUUUUAUCGCCUAUGUGCGCUGCUCCGGGACAGAUGCCCCUAGCACGGACUCUGGGACCGAGCACCCACCACGCUUCCAGAAUCGACCCACGGGAGAAGACACGCUGGCUUCGCAGCUGUGUGGAGCGAGGGCCACGCUUCCUGGGGCUCCGUCUCUGGGUGCCCCUUGGGGCCUGUUCCCAAGCACAGAUUUGUGCAGAUGCAUAGUGGUCCGUGGAACUGGGCCCCGAGACGUUGCAAAAGUGGGGACUGAAGGCUUUGACUCCAUUUUCUCCAUCCGUUGUAGGAAAGUCGCUCUCGAAGUUUCUGCUCUCCUGCCUCUGUGCCUGUCCGGUUCUCCCACAGCCUUGCGUGAAGCUCCAGGGAUUUAAAUCUUGGGGGGUGACUAAUGCAGGGUGCUUGUUUUGUACUUUUUGCAGCCUGCACAGUAGAAAUAAAUCUUCCCUGGGUUGUUUGUGUUUCUCAGGUUGCUGUCCUUGGACCCUCGAAGCGGU
Molecule: messenger RNA, 1876 nt
Organism: Dromaius novaehollandiae (emu)
Lineage: Eukaryota; Metazoa; Chordata; Aves; Casuariiformes; Dromaiidae
Product: gonadotropin-releasing hormone II receptor-like
Exons: 3
Coding region: 18-1139 (373 amino acids)
Biological process (GO): G protein-coupled receptor signaling pathway; cellular response to hormone stimulus
Cellular component (GO): plasma membrane
Molecular function (GO): peptide binding; G protein-coupled receptor activity; protein-hormone receptor activity
Source: RefSeq, a predicted model, not a curated record